GGCAUUUAGCUAUAUAUUCCUUCUCCACUCCUUGAGAAUUAGAUUCUGAAAUGUUUCAGAUAAAGGAAUUUUUUUUCUUUACCAUUUAAUAAUUAGAACUAUUUCAGAUUUUAGUUGAAAAACUCCCAUUAUUCUUUCCUGCUAAUUUUCAGCUGGAUUUUUUUUUCCUGUCUUUUGAAAUACAAAAGGCUGGAUCUAUCCAUUGAUGCUUUCUUAGUCUGCUACUUGUAUGGAUUCUGACUCUAUCUUUUCCAUUCUAACUUCAAAAUUUCUACUUCUCAAGACUCAAGAAGAAACCUUUCAUGGCUAAAUUUGACUCAUUAUUAUUCUCUUGUGGGUCUAAUAUAGAUUUCAAUUUGCAUGUUGAUUGUUGAAAAAAACCCAUUAAAAACGAACAGAUCUUUUCGAUUUGUUAUCAAUUUGUGAUGGCAGAGGAUCAAGAUUCUUCCGAAAAUUUAUCUACCCAACAUUUGAAGGUAGUUAUAGAAGAUGAAGAAGAGGAAGAAGAUGAGUUUUGUAGCUGUUGUGGGGAGGAUCAAAAUCUAGAUAUUGAGGGUAAAGAAAGGGAUGAAUUGGAUUUCUGGGAUGAUUCAACUGUUAAGAUGUUUUUUAAAGGAGUUUCUGUUGAUGGGAUUGGAGAAUCUGUUUCUGGGUUUUCUGGAAUUGGGGUUGUUAUUCAAGGUUCAAACACUAUUUCUGUAACCCUUGUUCAGAAAAGACUUGAUUUUUAUGUUGAAUCUUCAGUUGUUCAGUAUUUGGCUUUAAUGGAAGGUUUGCUUGAGGUUUUAAAGAACAAUGUAAACAUUAAACGUGUUGUUGCUUUCACUGAUUCUAAACUUUUCUAUCAACAGUUCAUGGUUAAGGAGAGCUUUGAUAAGCCUCUCUUGGUAGCGUUAAGGGAGAGGGUUCUUGAACUUGCGGGUCAGUUCGAUACUUUUUGUUUGAAGCUUGUCCUGAGUGUUGAAAUGGAGAGGCCUUUAAAAUUGGCUCAGGUGGCUAUUGGUUUAGUCGCUUUACACGAGGAGAAUCACGGUCCACUUCAAAAUUGUUCAAUAUGUUGUGAUGACAAACCACCGUCAAUGAUGCUCGUUUUGAGAUGUUCUCACAAGUUUUGCUCCCAAUGUCUCAAGACCUAUGCUAAUGGAGAGGUAGAGGCCGGUCAAGUUCCUAUUAAAUGCCCUCAAUUGAGAUGCAACUAUUUGCUCUCAACUUCCGAGUGUAAAUUAUUUCUUCCCAUUAUCUCCUACGAUGUCCUGGAGAAAGCGAUUGAAGAACUUAAUGUGCUUAGUACAGAAAAUAUCUACUGCCCUCAUAACUGUAUGUCCCUAAUUUAUCCUCGGGAAUACUUAUCUGCUGAGGCGAGUUUCUCGUACGAAUCCAACAUUGACUAUCCUGCUUAUAUGAGAACUAUCACCAGGAAUUGCAGGGUUCCUUGGCAUAAUUCAUCGAGUUCCAGGGAGUAUCAGAAUCUUCCGCUGAACGAGAGAGAUUCAUCAGAUCUUACAUUGCAUUGUUUGGCACAGGAUUGGAGAUGGAGCCGUUGCCAACUAUGCCGGAAUACGAUCAACGUGGCUCAAGGUUCUCACCACUUGACCUGCAGGGAUGGCCAUGAGUUCUGUUAUUCCUGCGGCGCUGAAUACCAAGACGGGCAACAAACAUGUCAAUGCAAUUUCCGGGAUGAAGUUCAGUCCGAAGGUUCCGUGAGCUCAACCACUCCAGAGGCUGACGAGUGGUUGCAGAACUCAUUCGACCCAUUUCCGAUGAUCCUAGAUGCCUACUCCGAUCAAGAGCGUUCACAACUGGCUGUCAUCCAGAGAUUUCUUGCUGGCUUCAGCCUUACGGAUCAUCAGUCGAGCCAGUCGCCUCCACCUUGUACAGAUUCCUACGCUGAUGCUAUGAAAGAUCUUCAUCAGCUUCCUUGGCUGGAGAGAUUUGUUUCUGUGAUAAGUGAUAACUAUGAUGACUACAUUCAUUGAUAUCGGGAUUAUAUUGAAUGAUUCCACUACGCUAGGGAAUUUGUCCAUCUCGGAUUUUCUUCUCUUCAAAUUGUUCGUUGCGCUAUAAUUGUAACUAGUUUCUAACCCGGGCAAUGCCAUUGCUAGGGAUAACGUCUUGGUAUUUUAAUAUUAUUAUUUUAACUAACUCGAAUAACUUGAAGGUGAUCGAAGUCGAAUGGAAUUAAAGCGAAUGGUAACUCAAACACGAAUGUGCUAGUUAUCAUUUUAA
Molecule: messenger RNA, 2226 nt
Organism: Amaranthus tricolor (Joseph's coat)
Lineage: Eukaryota; Viridiplantae; Streptophyta; Magnoliopsida; Caryophyllales; Amaranthaceae
Product: E3 ubiquitin-protein ligase RSL1
Exons: 3
Coding region: 426-1976 (516 amino acids)
Biological process (GO): ubiquitin-dependent protein catabolic process; positive regulation of proteasomal ubiquitin-dependent protein catabolic process; protein polyubiquitination
Cellular component (GO): ubiquitin ligase complex; cytoplasm
Molecular function (GO): metal ion binding; ubiquitin conjugating enzyme binding; nucleic acid binding
Source: RefSeq, a predicted model, not a curated record